ACAUUUCAUCACAACUGCAACAAGAACUUGUUUUAGUAUACUUUCUUUCACAAUAAAUUAAAGGUCUCUUCCAAACAACAAAUUAAGAAAACAUGUCUUGCUGCGGAGGAAGCUGUGGCUGUGGAUCUGGCUGCAAGUGCGGUAGUGGCUGCGGAGGAUGUGGGAUGUACCCUGACUUAGAGAAGUCCACUACCUUUACCAUCAUUCAGGGUGUUGCUCCCAUGAACAACUUUGAGGAAUUCGGAGAGAAAGCAGCAGAAGGAGGAAAUGGAUGCAAGUGUGGAUCAAACUGUACCUGUGACCCUUGCAAUUGUUAAGAUAAUUCCACAAUAAUUUAAGCGUGUGCUAUAAAAGCUUUUGUAAUAAUAACGAUAAGACUGCAGCCAUGGAACUGUGAUCUGAUAUUAGCUCUUAGCUUUGUGUGUCGUGGCUUUUCUUUUUAAUUUUGUUUCUCUAUGUGAUGUUUUUCUACUGUGUGAUUUGGGCUGUAACACAAACGUAUCAAUAUACAGUACUAAUAUAUAUAUGUUUGUUCCUUAAA
Molecule: messenger RNA, 541 nt
Organism: Nicotiana tabacum (common tobacco)
Lineage: Eukaryota; Viridiplantae; Streptophyta; Magnoliopsida; Solanales; Solanaceae
Product: metallothionein-like protein type 2
Molecular function (GO): metal ion binding
Source: RefSeq, a predicted model, not a curated record